Molecule: messenger RNA, 900 nt
Organism: Fusarium coffeatum
Lineage: Eukaryota; Fungi; Ascomycota; Sordariomycetes; Hypocreales; Nectriaceae
Exons: 1
Coding region: 1-900 (299 amino acids)
Source: RefSeq, a predicted model, not a curated record
AUGACGGACCCAAUCACCCCACAAAAAGAUGAAGAUCCUCCUCCUGUCACAGCUAGUCCAACAACAUUCGAUUAUUUCUCAAAACUUCCCACAGAGCUCCGACUUAAGAUCUGGGAGUAUACCUACCCAGAAUUUCAGAUCCAUUAUAUCAUCCCCGGCCCUGAUGAAAGACAUCCUUGUGGCCGACCAGAAGGAUGCCAAGUUAUCAACUUCCCAAACAUCGCAUCGCCACCUCUACCAGCCGCGUUGCUCGUCAACCGCGACUCUCGGAGUCUUGCCCUUGGGCAAUUCAAGUCUUUUCCAAGAUUUCCUUCGGAAGCCUUUGCGCCCGAGGAAAUGCCUCAUGGGUACUUUAACCCCAGAACUGAUUAUUUGCACAUCCCGAACAAAAUGCGCAAUGGGAAUUGGAACUUCGCAAACGCGCCAUUCCCUCAGCUCAUCUUUUGCAUCAGUAAACAAGACGCCGCCUACCCAGUUCCUGGGCCUCGGUCUUUGUACCCCGAAGCGAAGGAGCAAGGAACGGGAAUAAUCAAGCUGUCUCAACAGCGAUUAUCCCUCGGCUUGUGGACGCCCUUGUCGCCAACAAUAACGCUCGUCAUUGUUAAUAGAAGCGAGAAAACGGGGCGACGCUGUUAUCACAUAUGGCCUGCCGGCGAGCCACCGAGGAUCAUAAAAAAUGACGUUAUCGAGGCUUUCAAUAGUGAGGGAGAGCGCCGAUCAAAAGGACCAGCCUUGACGUGGGCAAAAGAAUUGCGUGAAGCGAUAAUGGAUGAACUUGGUGAAGAGGAGGAUAACGAUAGGUUUAUCCCCCGGGUUCAUUUUGGACGGAUGCGCUUAUUUUGCAAGUGUCCAAAUGCUAAAAGGGAGAUUGGAGACAAUGGAGGCUGGGGACCUAUUUAA